Messenger RNA from Ylistrum balloti, 3813 nucleotides. RefSeq names its product lysine-specific demethylase 9-like. Gene Ontology annotation, cellular component: nucleus. Lineage: Eukaryota; Metazoa; Mollusca; Bivalvia; Pectinida; Pectinidae. The coding region runs from base 1 to 3255 and encodes 1084 amino acids. The record is from RefSeq and is a predicted model, not a curated record. The transcript has 5 exons.
AUGGCGGAGGAAGAAACGACAGAUUCACGAAUUAAUGAAAACAACGACAAUAUCUUUGAGAUCUUGCAGAAACAAACUUCUAUGCGUAUGACAUUGGACGCAUUUGAUGACCAACUUAGUGAAAAUGGCAAUGACAUAUUGUUUAAUUUAAAACGGGAUCAAAAAGGUUACAGGAAUCUGCCGGGGUUGCAAAUUACACAUGCUGCACAUGUUGCGAAGGAAGAUAAAAAUAAACAAUCUGACUCUCCAGUGGCAUCUUCACCCUCAGAUUCAAAACGCUUGAAAAUAGCGACCAUUCCAACAACACAUAUUCCGGAUCCGUGUGUCAGUCCCGAUACUGGGAAAAGAAGGCGAAUUCAGCAUGAUUAUCGUAGACUGUCAAAUUCUGGAUAUUUAGAUGAUUAUGUUGGUAGUGAAAGACGUUUUUCAUCAACAAGUGAUUCAUCAGAAAUAAGUGGUUCGCCAUCACCCCCAAAGCAAAAACCAUUGCAGAAACCAUCAAAUGGAAUGAAUGGAACGACGAAAGUGGCUCCAUCCCCAUCUAAGCAUGACCGACAGCUGCCUGAUUGUGACAACAGGAGCGUGGACAGUCAUAAUGGCAUGAGGUCAAGUCCAGAAAAACUCCUGAAGUUGAACAUUGGUAAUCAUCAUGGUUCAAGGGAGGGGGAAGUGUCCAGCGAUCAGAAAGAGCGCCGGCACCAUCACCAUCACCACCACUCAGAGCACCAUCACAAACAUGCACACCAUAAACACAAGCAUCGUCAUCACAAGGAGCAACGUCAGACUACACCAACAAAGACGCCAUUAGUCACUCUGAAUGGCAAACAGGAAUACCAUGUCAUCCCACAACAGACAGGUCUCACACUUAAAAUCUCAGGGAAGAAACGUAUCGUCAAUAACUGUGGGGUGCAGGUCAACCUCCGCCGCAGGACAGAGAACAAAGGUGUGCAGGUACCGUCGGGGAGUGGUUCCUCAGGUGGAAAGGAUGUACAAAUGGCUACAUCGGGGAAUUUCUCCCCCAAAAAAGGGCUAUCCAAGGUGUCCCGUGGGACCCAGACCGAUAAAAAGUCGAGCAAAUACAACACGGAAAGUGCUAGUAAUAGGACCAGUGGUCACACCAAGGUGGAAACUGACACUAAGCCUUUGAGUGCUAUUGAUGUCAUGAAAAAUGUUAAAACAGAACGUUUUAAUGACAUAAACUUACAAAAUGGACAGAACUUGGUUGAUGACACUUUGCCUUUUUCAAAUUCUAAAUAUAAAAAGUUUAUGCACAUAGAAAAAUAUUCUAAUGGUGGAGCACUUGUGUUACAUGUGUAUGAAGAAGAGAUCUCGCAUCUAUCCCACGAAGAGCGUGUUGAAUUAGCAAAGGACUAUUUUGAUUUUGUUUAUGGUGAAAGCCCUGAAGGUGUAUCAAAUUGUGUGAUGGGUAUUGUUCAUGGCGCUGUUGCUUCCCAACCUGACUACAUAGACUAUUUUGCAGAGAAUCAUCCAAACAUGACUGUCAAGGCAGGUAUUUUAGGCAAAUCAGACAUUGAGAGUUUGUCAAUGGUCAAGUACAGGGAACAGGUGAUGAAAUCGUACCAGAAUGGUACAUUCCGAACAGGGCCAUUGUUACAGAUAAGUUUAGUAGGGACAGUGCACGAGGAAGUAGGGGACUAUUUUCCUGAGUUUUUAGAUUCAAUGGAGGAGAAUGAGUUUCUGAAAGCAGUAAUGCCUUGGGGUGAGAGAUCGCUGGUACAGCUGAGUAGGAACCUGAGCAAUGAUGGCCCUAUUUUGUGGGCACGUCCUGGAGAACAGAUGGUGCCCACUGCUGAUAUGCCAAAGUCCCCCUAUAAACGGAAACGUGGUAUGAAUGAGCUGAAGAAUCUGUCAUACCUACCGCGUGCAUCAGAACCUAGGGAAGUUUUGGUGGAGGACAGAACCCGCUGUCAUGCUGACCAUGUGGGUCAAGGGUUUGACCGAAUGACCACAGCAGCUGUAGGAGUUCUUAAAGCUGUCAAAUAUGGAGAGGAUAGCAAUAUUGAAGGCCGUGUUGUUAAGGAUGUGAUUUGUUUCCAUCCUGGAGAUUUUCUAGAAUUGGUUGACAAACUUCAUCUAGAUCUCCAUGAACCUCCAGUCUCACAGUGUGUUACAUGGUUAGAGGAUGCCAAACUGAAUCAGCUGCAUAGAGAAGGCAUUAGAUUUGCACGCAUUCAGUUACGGGACAACGAUAUCUACUUCAUCCCACGCAACGUAAUUCAUCAGUUCAAAACUGUCUCGGCUGUCACCAGUAUUGCCUGGCAUGUCCGACUAGCCCAGUAUUAUCCCCCAGAACCUGAGGAGAAUACAAAUAUAGACAAUCUAUCAACAGAGGAGAAAGAUGCUUUGCCCUCUUCAAAGGAUCCAGAAGCUGAGGUGAAGGAUUUGACAAGUCCAAUGACAAUUGAUACAGCACAAGGAGAGGAGAAAACGUCUGGAAAAUCUGUUCCUGUAGCAGUGCCUCCUAUAGACUCUGCCAUUAAUGAGGAAAACAGCGAGGAAAAGUCCUCAAUUCAUUCAUCACAAAAAGUCACAUUUCUUCCAGAUAUGAAGGAAAAGCUCACAACAAUUGCCACAAAAGUUGUUUCAUCAUCUGUGAAAGUAGGGGGAAAGGACAGAAAUUCAUCAAUUUCUUCUUCACCCAAACACCAUUCUGUGAAAGUUGAAAAGAAGGAAAAGUCAUCGUCAUAUUCAACCAAGUUCGGAGUCUCCCCCAUGAAAACCAGUAACAAAAAGGAUCAGGUGGCAGCUCCUUCUCACAAACCAACAUUAAAGUUGGAAAAGCAAGAGAGAGCUGAGGCCAUUUCUAAAGCCAUGAGUGCUGCACAAAUGAAAGUAGAAGGGCAAGAUGGCCAUCGUAAGGAUGAAGAAAAAAAAUCUAAAAAGGUUCAUCAUAAGGAUGCAGAAAAAAAGUCUAGAAUUAGUCAUCUCAAGGACACGGAGAAAAAAUCGAAAAACAUUGUUAGGGAAAUAGAGAAAAAGCCUUGUGUGCAAAAAGAGACCAUUAUCACAAUGGACAGUUCUCGUGUUGCUGAGGUUCAGAGCUCCACUUCCAAAUUCCAGUCCAAUAGUGAUGUUCAAAGUAGCAAGGACACUACCUCGAUGGAGAACUGUAUUCCUGAAGUAGUGAUUUCAAGGGACACAACUCCACAGCACAAAGACACUGCAGAAAAUCCAAAGGCAUCAGACACUGAUAACAGUUGUGCAAAAGAGGAAGUCGCCAUGGAUAUUUCAUAGCAAAUAAUUCCAUCCUGCAAUAUUUAAUAUAUAUGAAACCUGAUACAAAUCUUCCUCAAGAUGCAACUCCUGAACUUUGGAAGUGUCAUAUGUGCAAAACUGUUGUUGAAAAUUGAUAUUUGUUUAUUUGUCAUAGAUUUAUGAUAGACUCUUUACAGCACUUAUGAUCAUGGUCUCUCAUUAGGGAGUCCACAUGAGUAUAUUGUAGUUUAACUUAGAGACAUUUAUAAAAAGAGUAAAUUGUGACCUGCAUUUUUUUAAGAGCAUUUAAAUGAUGAUGUUAAUUGUAUUUAUUAGUUCUGACAUCAAAACACUUCACAAUUCAGUCUUAAAGCGUAUUUUCUGUAUAUAUCAGUUGGUGUCACUAGGGCUGUAUAUUGGAGGCUUGAUGGGGUGAUAAGUUGCCAUAUUAUACUUGUAAUAAGCCUAUGGUCUCUAAUUAGUAAACCUGUAAUUAAGGACAGGUAAAGAAAAUCUUAGCAAUAGGUACCCAUCUUUAGCUCACUUCCUUUCUUGUCACUGGCAAAUUUUGAAGUAAAUCGUAAAGAACUACUUUAA